CGUUGUCUUAUUCACUUCUUUCGUCAGUAUAUGAGGGGAGCAUAGGCUCGACGAGGGGCUUCGCCUCUCCUUCUGAUGGCCCGCCGGAUGUGCGUCAAGGUAGUUAGGGAUGUUGGCCUGGCCCGUUAUGAAGUUAUCCGCCCUAUCCUUCAGAAGAUUGAGAAUCCCCAGCAGCUAGUAAGUGCAGCCCUUGUGUUCGUCUUUAACUAACCCCUUGCCAAAUCUCACUUUAUUAACUUAUAUCUUCCUCAUUACUUUAUUUGGUUAGCAUGAACUUGAGCAAAGAUCUCCGCAUCUUCUAGAGCACGAUGCUGAACUCUGGAUUGAAUUUAUCAAGCGUGACAUAUACUUCUGGGAGACCCUGGAUCUAACUGAACCCCCUGAGAGUUGGUAUCAGUUUUAUACAUCUCUUAGGGAGCAAGCCGCCAAGAAAGUUGACGAGGAUGCAGAGCGCAUGAGACGUGCGUUACAAGGCCUCGACAAAGAGAAGCUAAAGCACACUCCCAAACUGGUUGAUGUAAAGCAAAUGAGGCUCCCCCGAGAAAAGCCCACUACUGUUCAGCGGCAUGCUCACCAUGACCGCAUGAUGGGCGGUAUUUCCCCUAUUUUCGCAUUAGGCACGAAAAGCAGUGAUCCCAAUAACAGUAAGCCGUGGGAGGAUCGACCGCAGUGGAGACUUGUCCCGCCCAAGCUGUCUUCUAGAUCCAUCUUUGGUGCUUCUUCUGGGGCCAGGAAGUCUGCAUUACCAGCGGUCGUCAAGCGGAAUAACAGGCUAUCUACCCCUACCCACAAGCUCAAUACUAUGGCCUCCCGUAUUAUCAAAGCUCCCAAGUCUUUUAUUGAGGAUCACCAAAAAAAUUCGGGCCCCAUCAACCGGACUAUCCGCCCUACUGUUCGCAGCAAUGCCACCACAGUGCCAUUUCUGAAGCCUGCUGCGACCCCGCAGAAGCCAUCCACCGGUCACGACUCAACUCCAGACCAUACACCUACCGCUACGUCUAUACAUAUGUCUGAAAAGCUCCAAACUUCACGUUCCGUUAGAAGCUCUGACUCUAAAUUCAAGCCUACACCGACUAUUACCCGAACGAGCUCAGAUGUCACUCAUGGCCCAACUGGACCCAAUGUGAACCGUGGGCAUCCUACAAUGCCCCCGCAUGAUGCCUCGUCUAGCAGACCAGAAUUAGGAAAUAAGAGGCAGGGCAAUCACACCUCGUCUAGGUCCACAUUAAGCAAUAAGCAGAAAAGACUGAAAGUUUCGUGAACACAACGAGAAGCCCACUAUCAUAACGCAAGAUGAAGAUUUUACUUUACUAAUAUUUCAAAUUAUUUAACACUCCCUUCUCUUGGCAUCAUUCUUCAGCUCUCUGCGAUCUUUUCCAAUUCGAAUGUGAUGAGAUAUUCAUCAAAUUUUUAUUACACCUUUUUCCUAGCACUUUACCUACCCCGCCGGAAUACCCGAUAAUCCCUUGGAAUCGACACACCAUGCGUGAUAUGAGCUGGCUAUAUCUCAUAAAUCGCAACCUAGCUGGCUCUGAUUGCAACUCUGGUUUUGCCUUUUUGCGCUACCGUUUGGCCGAAUCAUCAGGAAAUGGACCUGUACCGUUAUUCUCACUCCUUCUUUUCACUGCGGGAAUACUAUUCCCGCGCGUUUAUUUAUCUACUUUGGCUUUAUUUGGGUUUCGAGGAUGUGACCAUCCGGAUAACAAUUUGUGAAAUAAGGGGAUAAGGUGUAUGGAGAGGCUAUAGAAAUAUACCGGCAGGCUUGAGAUGAGUAAUCUAAAUACUACGGUGGGCGCUCAUUGGGUUGACUCGUUAAGUUAUGUAUUUCUGUUGUUUCUGUUGUCCCUUCUAUGCUCUUCGUAAAUAUGUUACAUGUUUGCCUUAUCCUCUUCACGUUAGUUCCCUUCCAGUUGAUCUGCCUUCAGUAGGCGAUUCUGGUUCUUCAUCAAUAGCAAAUCGUACAUUGGUGCUCGUUGCACCACGCUUAAACGCACUCCUCCUCGUUGAAUAUAUAGGCUGUAGCCUGGGCUCGCUUGCGGCCCACAGCUUGCUAGGAAAUGAUGUUGGUAAUGGUGUUGCUGGAGUUGUAGACAUCUGAACCAAAGCCCUUGCUCUGGCGGCCCGCUUCGAGGGACUGUUCAGAUAACCUGGUGUUGACAUAGGGGUGUGAGAUGUAAAAUCCGGCUGUCGUAUCGGUGGCUCUUCUCGUUCGCUGGGAUGAUCUAUCCCUUGCCAUCCACGUGGGUCGUUAACCUGAAUACUAUGGCCGUUUUUGGAUGGAGUUUCUAUUGGAAAAGAGUCAAAGUCCCUUGAAAUUCUAGCUUUCUCGCGCCAGUGAUGAAUCAUAUUCCGGUAGUGCUUUCGAGUAUUGCGACCAUACAGCGCAUCUGCAGUUUCUAGUCGUGUUUUAAUUUCGAAUAUCCGAAGGCUUAACUUCCGAAUUUGAGCAAGGGCGAUACCAGAGACAUGGAUCUCUAGAAACCGUGUCGCUUUCUCAUCAAGCAUUUGGUAUGAACGUUGCAUCCCUGCCCAAUGUGUUAGGUUAUUGUAGACCAAUUGUCGGUUAUAGUAUAGCUGUGCGUCCGCAAGAUGUUGCGCUCGUUGUGUGGCCUUUUCCGACCAGAGGUGGAACAUGUUAGUUCCGACUGCAAUGAGCUUUUCCCCAUACAUUUCCGUUGAUCGCUGAUGUAUUUCACGAACAGUAGCGCAGCGAGACCGCCAGGCGGAGAUAACAGCAGAGGCUAGAUUCAUUUUCACUUUGCGCCGAAUGGCUGCAUAUGCUUCCAACCGUCGUCUCUUGGACGAUUCUGCUGUUGCACUCCGCCACUGCUUCAGCGUUUUCGUAGUCAAGAAAAAAUACUCCGAUUUCUUUGCCCAGGUAUCGAGAGUUGCCAAAUGCUCGCUGCGUGCUUUCCAGCUUUGAAGCACCUCUUGCUGGACGGGAGGAGCAUAAAACGCUCGGCUUACCAGUUCACGUUGCUUUUGAAUAUCGAGACGUUGUUUCCAGUAGCUAAAGGUGGCUUGCGCCAAUUUUCGUUUUCUAUCAGUUCGAAAUCUGGCUUCUUUGACAAGGAGCUCGUUGUACAGGCUCCGAGAAUUUUCCAUCAUCGUCUUGAGGUAGCUGGCCUUUAGGCGUUGUUGGUGAAUUCGGUCCAGUAGGCGCAGCCUUCCUAUAAGGAUCCAUUUAUAUAAUGACUGUAAGACAAUUCGCUCCUCUGUUCGUGAAGACAAGGCCUGGCAGCGAAGAUGGUCAUUCCAGGUUGUCCAACAGUUACGCAUAACACGAAGUCUGUCAGCGUCCCGCGCUCUUCUCUCCAUGCGUGUCUGUUGAGACCAGUCUUCCAGGCAUGAGCGCACUAACUUAGUGUUUAGUAGACUAGUCACCUCUGCAAAAGGCCGCCUGUACUUUUGCUUGACUGACCAUUCAGUUAGAUAGUGUGAUAUGAUGUGGUAUUUCCAAUGGUUAUUCGCGCUCUUCUCAGCAGAGGAAACUUCACGAUAUUUCUGAACAAGAGUUUGGAAUGUAAGUUUCAGAGAAUUAAGAGAACGAUUGGAGUCGAUUGCUAGAUCACGUUCCCUUUGAGUUCGGAGGGCACGCAACCAAGCAAUAAAAGACCGUUGCUUUAAGCGCUCCUUAUUCCAUCGCGGUGCUAGCCUGUCACAGAAGGACCAAAACCAGUGUGAAUACCCGUAUCUCUUAAGGCUUCUCUGGCGAAAUUCCUCUGCCUGGGAAUCUAGGGGGGCAAUUUGUUGGUGGCGGGCAUUCCAGAGUUUUAAUGGUUUUUUCAGCAUAAAACGCUGGGCUUUGAGU
This is a messenger RNA of Trichophyton rubrum CBS 118892, 3811 nucleotides long. RefSeq lists its product as uncharacterized. The transcript is spliced from 3 exons. NCBI's taxonomy places the organism in Eukaryota, Fungi, Ascomycota, Eurotiomycetes, Onygenales, Arthrodermataceae. The coding region runs from base 455 to 1261 and encodes 268 amino acids. The record is from RefSeq and is a predicted model, not a curated record.